Molecule: messenger RNA, 408 nt
Organism: Echinococcus granulosus
Lineage: Eukaryota; Metazoa; Platyhelminthes; Cestoda; Cyclophyllidea; Taeniidae
Exons: 4
Coding region: 1-408 (135 amino acids)
Source: RefSeq, a predicted model, not a curated record
AUGGCACCGUGUAUGUGGGAGGAGGCGGGACUUCAGAAGUCUAGAAAUCACUUGCCUCCGUCCUCCGCUUUCUUCACCGUGGGUGCAGCUGCUGUCUCGGUGACUGCCAUCUGUUUUUUUUUCCAGACGAGAACUGUGAUCAUCCAUGUGGUGGGAACUCCAACUCAAUCUUCCUCUCCCCUACGUUACACUGCGGCUGUGUGGAAUGACAGAAGACACUCGGUUACGCCCUUCUCUCAUCCCGAAGUCACAGCAAACACCUCCAAUUACAGCUGCUUAGUUUUCUGUCGAUGCAGUCGGAUGGCUGCCUCGGCAGAGGAACUGACGGCUCUGGGUGUUGGAAUGCGUCAGUUGGGUAUUGGAGGAGUUGGUGUAAUAGAAGCAUGGAAUCACCUGGAGACUAACUAG